Molecule: messenger RNA, 2371 nt
Organism: Salarias fasciatus (jewelled blenny)
Lineage: Eukaryota; Metazoa; Chordata; Actinopteri; Blenniiformes; Blenniidae
Gene: rbm45
Product: RNA binding motif protein 45
Exons: 11
Coding region: 41-1486 (481 amino acids)
Molecular function (GO): RNA binding
Source: RefSeq, a predicted model, not a curated record
CAGCACGCCGCUGUCGCUCGCCGUUACUGCAGACGCGAACAUGGAGGAAUACUCCAACAAACAAUCCACCGAAAACCUCGACGACCCUCCCAACAGCCGCCUCUUCGUGGUCACCAGCCGGUCCAUCACCGAGGAUGAGCUCCGGGAGAGUUUCGCCGGGUUCGGGGACAUCCAGGGAGUCUGGGUGGUGAAAGACAAGCAGACAAAGGAGUCGAAGGGGAUCGCCUACAUCAAGUUCGCCAAGUCGUCUCAGGCCUGCCUGGCCAUGGAGGAGAUGCACGGGAAGGUGGUGAUGGAAGGAACCAAACCCAUCAAGGUUUUCAUCGCUCAGUCCCGAUCGUCAACGAGACACCGAGACGUCGAGGACGAGGAGCUGACCAGGAUCUUCGUCAUGAUCCCCAAAACCUUUUCGGAGGAAGACCUCAAGAACACGUUCAAGGAGUACGGCGAGAUCGAGUACUGCGUGAUCAUCAAGAACAAGUUCACCGGCGAGAGUAAAGGCCUCGGCUACGUCCGAUACUACAAGCCGUCGCAGGCCGCCGUGGCCAUCGAGAACUGCGACAAGACCUACAGAGCCAUCCUGGCUGAACCUCGGAACAAAGCCUCCGUCUCGGAGGACUACAACAGCGGAGCGGGUGGAGGAGGAGGCGGAGGCGUGGGGGGAGGGCCCAGAGGGGACUACGGCGGCGGGCCGGACGCCAUGAACCAGUACGCCUUCAACAUGGGCGACCCGGGGAACUACCAGGUGAUGGACUACCGCUCCACCGACUUCACCCGCUUCCUGAUGGUGUCCACCCGGGCCGCCCUGUCCCAGGAGCAGAUCUUCUCCCUGUUCGACAUCAUCCCGGGGAUGGAGUACUGCGAGCUGCAGAGGGACGCCUACGGCAUGAGCAAAGGCCACGCCCUGAUCCGCUACAGCAACCUGGGCUCGGCCGUCUACGCCAAGGAGAAGCUCAACGGCUUCGAGUAUCCUCCGGGGAACAAGCUGGUGGUCAACUUCGUGGACGACGGGGAGGACCGCAGCAGCCCGGUGGGCCGCAUGGCCAUGCAGUUCGUGGCCACUCAGAUGAUGUCCUCGGUGUGGAACGGGCCGUCUUCCAGCCAGGGCCUGAAGCCGAUGCAGCCGCUGCAGCAGGGCUACUCCGGCAUGUCCCCGAUGUCCCGGAUCCAGACGGACGUCAGCCUGCCGCCCCCCAAGAAGCUGGCGCCGCCCGACAGCAAGGCCAAGGAGCGGCUGUUCGUGGUGUUCAGCCCCUCGCCGCUGCCGCCCGACGUGCUGGAGGACGUCUUCUGCCGCUUCGGGUCCCUCAUCGAGGUCCACCUGGUGCCGGGCCGGAAGGUGGGCUACAUGAAGUACGCUGACAAACAGUGUGCAGACGACGCCAUGGCGGCGCUCCACGGCCACGUCGUCAACGGUGUGAAGAUGAAGGUGAUGCUGGCCGACCCCCCCCGGGAGGAGUCCCACAAGCGCCCCCGGACCUACUAGAGGCCCGGCCGGACCCCACCGCACCGGCGACUGUUGUCAUGACACAGUGACCCCUGACCUGACAGACCGACCGACAUCGAGACCCGUUCCCGACCUCUGACCCCGACCUUUGACCCCUGUCUGACCGACCGGGCGGCAGCGACCGUGCUGCGCCUCGGUGACGUGACACUGCUACCAGGGUGGCGUCCGAGUGGCGAGGAUCGGUGUGGAGUUUGUAGUUCGUCCUGAAUGUCUGUUUUUAUGUCUGGAAGCGUUUUAUCGGCGGCGCCGGAGCCUCUGUGGAGGCUGCCGGCUGCCGAGGAGCCCAUGAGCAGGAUGUGGACAGUGUUGUAGUUGGGCUUCCUUUCUCUCUGCUACAUGUAAUCAACGCUGAGCUCUCUUCACUGUCGAGCUUCUCUUGUUUCAAUAAAAACCUCGAACAAUAUUCCGGCCUGGUUUCGUCUGUCGCUGCUGUUUACAGCCGAGCUCCGGGGAUUAAUGUUAAAAUUCCCGGACUUCAACAAAACUACAGCUGGAACAGGAGAAACGGUGACGCCGUGCCGAGGAGCCCCAAACCUCUGGUACAGUUUCUACUGUGGAUGAAGAAAAAUGGAGUUUCAUCGCUGUAACCUUUUCAGGACUGCUCCGGUCAAUUUACAGAGUGAUCAUCUGGAGGACAGGAGUCCUGGGGAAAGAAACUACAACCAUCCAUUAUUUGAGCAGUGCAGUCAAGAGCUCACACACUUCCUGUUGGCUCCAUUGGGUCGACUAGUGCAGCAUGUUUUCAGCUUUAUUAAUGGUUUGCAAACAACUUGCUCCGGCAGUGACAUGCUGCAGAAAAUGUUUCAAAAGGAGUAAAAAAAAAAAAAAAAAAAAAAAAAACCUGUAGAAAUUUAAAAAAAAAAA